Molecule: messenger RNA, 645 nt
Organism: Ixodes scapularis (black-legged tick)
Lineage: Eukaryota; Metazoa; Arthropoda; Arachnida; Ixodida; Ixodidae
Exons: 5
Coding region: 1-645 (214 amino acids)
Biological process (GO): symbiont-mediated perturbation of host defenses
Molecular function (GO): amine binding
Source: RefSeq, a predicted model, not a curated record
AUGGGGCUAUCACGAGCAAUGCAACGUACUUGCCUGCUGGUUAUAACUACGUGCUUUUUUGGUGUCACAAGGAUCAAAUGUGACGGACAUAUACCAGCGGAAGAUGAUCCUCAGUACUCAGCGUUCCAGCAUUCAGAAAAGUUGUUUAGCGGAACUGAGACAUAUUACAUGAAAUACCGCACCUAUCUAAAGGAAAGCCCAUUCAAAUGCCUAUCGUCGACACUACAGUGCACCUAUGGUAAUGGUACAUACUUAAGUCAGUUUGGCGCACGGCUUCCAAAUGGAACAAGAAUAACAUUCAACUUACCGGUCACUUCAACCACGACCCCUGGGCAUAAUGCUUCGAAUGCUAUGCUGCACAAAACGUCUCCAAGGGAUAAAAACGAUACUUUAUUUAUUUUGAUGUAUCUCGAUCCCAAUAGAACAUGCUGUGUGCUUCGCGUGCCCUCACAGCAGAAUGGGUGUUCACUCUUUGUGCAAGAAAGAAUCGCAGAUGGAGAAGUGCCAACCGUUUGUGCAGAAAUAUAUAGAAAUAACUGCCCCAACAUCACAAAUAUUCUUUAUGAGCCAAGCUGUCAAACAAAACACGAGAAUCGACGCGACCGGAACGACCAGAGUGCAGGAAGAACGUCUACAAUUCUGUAG